GGGCGGCUGUGCGCACGCGCGGGGGCCAUAUUAGCGGCGCGUCCUCCCGGCCGUGGCGGUGGAUUUCCUCCCGUUGGAGUUGAGCUCUCUGUUCUUCAGGGACUUCCCUCGGAGCGUCUUAUAACGUGCAGGAAACAUGUCUCGGAGAUAUGAUUCCAGGACCACAAUAUUUUCCCCAGAAGGUCGCCUGUACCAGGUGGAAUAUGCCAUGGAAGCUAUUGGACACGCAGGCACCUGCUUGGGAAUUUUGGCCAACGACGGUGUUCUGCUGGCAGCCGAGCGACGCAACAUCCACAAGCUCCUGGAUGAAGUCUUCUUUUCCGAAAAGAUUUAUAAACUCAACGAGGACAUGGCCUGCAGCGUGGCCGGAAUCACUUCUGACGCCAACGUUCUCACUAAUGAGCUGAGGCUCAUAGCCCAGAGGUAUCUACUACAGUAUCAGGAACCAAUCCCCUGUGAGCAGUUGGUGACUGCACUGUGCGACAUCAAGCAAGCCUACACACAGUUUGGAGGCAAGCGUCCCUUUGGUGUCUCCUUGCUCUACAUUGGCUGGGACAAGCACUACGGCUUCCAGCUCUAUCAGAGUGAUCCCAGCGGGAACUAUGGGGGAUGGAAAGCCACAUGCAUCGGCAACAACAGCGCUGCAGCUGUGUCCAUGUUGAAACAAGACUACAAGGAGGGCGAGAUGACCCUGAAGUCGGCGCUGGCUUUAGCUAUCAAGGUGCUAAAUAAGACCAUGGACGUUAGCAAACUGUCAGCUGAGAAAGUGGAAAUUGCCACGCUCACGAGGGAGAACGGCAAGACGGUCAUCCGAGUUCUCAAACAGAAAGAAGUAGAGCAGCUGAUCAAAAAGCACGAGGAAGAGGAAGCGAAAGCCGAGCGGGAGAAGAAGGAGAAAGAACAGAAGGAGAAGGAUAAAUAGAACACACGCUCGGGGGUCUCCGCAUCCACCUGGGGCGCCACGUCGGUGUAACGCCGUCCUCUUCCCCAUCUGGGAGGCUCUGACUGCCCCGCCGAGUGCCGUGGCAAGCAGGACUCGAGACGCGGACGUGGGUCCCUGGCGUUGAGUACUUUAUAGUAAUGAUGGUGAUUACACUUCACGGACAUCUUUUCAUCUUUUCCCCUCCUGUUUUUUGGAAUAAAACUUGGAAAGAGUGGAAA
Ochotona curzoniae (black-lipped pika) is the source of this 1161-nucleotide messenger RNA. RefSeq names its product proteasome 20S subunit alpha 4 (gene PSMA4). Gene Ontology annotation, biological process: ubiquitin-dependent protein catabolic process. Bases 137 to 922 code for a protein of 261 amino acids. The transcript is spliced from 9 exons. The record is from RefSeq and is a predicted model, not a curated record. Gene Ontology annotation, cellular component: nucleus; cytosol; proteasome core complex, alpha-subunit complex. NCBI's taxonomy places the organism in Eukaryota, Metazoa, Chordata, Mammalia, Lagomorpha, Ochotonidae.